Hermetia illucens (black soldier fly) is the source of this 14383-nucleotide messenger RNA. RefSeq lists its product as uncharacterized. Bases 2000 to 7918 code for a protein of 1972 amino acids. Gene Ontology annotation, cellular component: plasma membrane; postsynaptic membrane. Gene Ontology annotation, biological process: ionotropic glutamate receptor signaling pathway; monoatomic ion transport; synaptic transmission, glutamatergic. Gene Ontology annotation, molecular function: transmitter-gated monoatomic ion channel activity involved in regulation of postsynaptic membrane potential; NMDA glutamate receptor activity. Lineage: Eukaryota; Metazoa; Arthropoda; Insecta; Diptera; Stratiomyidae. The record is from RefSeq and is a predicted model, not a curated record. The transcript has 20 exons.
CCGAGAAGCGCAGUGCAAACCGUUUGUAUGUGUCCGCGUCCCAGGACUGUUUGUUAUCAAACAAGAAACUAAAUAAUAGGCAAAGCGACCAAUAAACAGAUAAAAACAUUUGGCAUACAGUGGCCCCAUUAAGUUUCCAUGUUUUGAGGACUCGUGUCCUUGCCGUUGUUCGUGAAGCUCGUGUACAUGUCGCCGUAACGUUUUGGAUUUGGUUAUCCUUUCUGCAAAGUUCCGUGUGACUGAGCUGAUGUGCGAAUGCCUUUGCCUGGGUAAAAUGUGACCUAAGGAGGCAGGAAGUUGAUGGUCUCUCCGUGGAUUUAUGUUGUGAUAUACUGAAAGCUCAUGUUCGACAGUGCGGUUCCAUUCCAUUCUUCUUCGCCCGAUAGAGGUCAAGUUCUGUGUUAGCAGGGAAAAUCGGUGUCUACUCGCGUUGGUUCAGAGUUCGGACUCUGGUUGUCCACCCAGUGCAGACAGUGAUGCUGCUGUCGUGAGAUAUUCCGAAUUGAGUUCUCGAAGGGUCAGGAGGAUACACUCCUGAGUGCGGUCGUGAUAAGUGAAAUUGAAACCAUGUGAAAGUGAGGUUUGUGGUGGUACUCAUUUACCAGUCGCGCGUUUUCCGUGCCUCAAGUCUGGUCAGAACGGAUGAAAAGUUAUUAAGUUCCCGUAACGGUUUUUGUAUUAACGCAUGUCGUUCCAGUAAAGUGAAGUGUGUACUGAUAAUGAAAUUAUGAACCAGCAAAUUUUACAAAAGGAUAUAACUCUGGAUUAUUACCUAAUAUUGGACUUUUAUGUAAUUUGAUAACAGAAAGAAAUGAUGACCCCAGUAUUCAUGCUUCCGUCCUAAUUGUGUGAAUAAUUAAGAAAUGUGAAACGUACGGCGCAAUGAAGCGAUACAAACAGCAAAAAUUCAGCUAAAAAUACAAGCUCAUUCGAAUUCAAGGAUGACACUCAUAAAAGUACUAAUGCGCACUCAAUAUGCCUAUCAUCCCCUUAAGCUGGGUAUUUUCCCAUAGACGAUUUAAUGAUUUGCAAAUUUGCGCAGUGCUAGACAAAACUCGAAAUGGAUCCUUCGAAAUGUUGAAGCCUGUCGGUGAGUGAACAUUGCCUGCGAACAAAUCGAAUUGCAAAAAAUAGCAAUGAACAUUCUUCAACGGAAAAGCGGAGAGGAGGCGACAACAACGACUUGCGGUAGCAUUAGGCUGACGGGUAUUUGUUUCUAGACGUCUCGUUGGCAAUGUGAUUGAUAGAAUCGCACCCCUUGGAAAUAUUGACGGAAUAUUCUCAUUCAUAUUCUGCCUGAUGUUAUGCGUUGUAAACGUGGGCGCUUAGCGGUGAACGCGAUAUUGAAAUCGAUUAUCCUGGAGCUGGAACAGGACGUUGAAAUGAGAACAAAAUAAUUUAUUAUGAGAACUUUGAAUGGGGCCAAAGAUGCACAAACUUUCCUAGAAUGUUGAUUAAUGGGUAAGGAAGUCAUCCCACCACUAAUGGAAGGAGGUGGACAUCGCGAUGCAUUUACCUGUACAUAUAUAUAUUAGCGCUAUUUAUCGUUAGAAUUAUAAAGUAUUUAUUGACCGUUGAAUCUGUCAACACUGCGACAAAAGUUAACAUAGAACCGGUGCUUGUACUACGCUUCCAAAGCCAUGGAAAUUUGAUAGAACCCUCGAAAAGCUGCAACAUGAUCCACACGUUUUUCAUGUGUUGCAGUCCGCCUAUAAUGCCAAGUACAACACCCACAGGAAUCAAGUUAACAGCAGAAAAAUCGACGUUCCAGCGAGUAUUCAAAGAAAAUUGCUCGAUAAUGUCCUGAUAUACGCGGUAAUUCGCGAACAUAGCCUGAAGCUUCCAAGACGCAGAAGUUUACACAUGCCAGUACGCCAACUAUUGCAGAUUAAGUUUCAGAGAACCUGUGGCUUGCGGAACGACAACGCCUACCAGAGCACACCAGUCACGUCUGUGUCGAUCCAUUUCAUUUGAACUCAACACGCAAGGCUUCAAAACAAUGUUUUCGAAUGGAUACGUCUUCAUUUUACUAAUUCUAUUCAAAUGCAUGAGCUUCACGAAAUUUCUAUUAGCUGACAACAGUACAAAUACUAUAAAUUACAAAAACUUUAACGUGGUUAGCAACUACAGUAACCUUACAAAUGGUAGUUUAAUCACUGAGCGUAGUUCGACAACUAUAUCAAUGACAAGGCUGACAGCAGCCAAACGAGAUCAAGUGAAAAGCAGCAGCACCAGUACGAGCAGCAGUAGCCCUAUUAGAAACACACCAGCUCUUGGCGAACUGUUCGCUCCAGACAUAGAGAGCAACGAGGAGGUCCCUGAACCAAGAGUGGAACCAUUACUGUCUUCAUCAAAAUUUGGCAGCAAUGGCAAGCGUGGAAGGCAACAAGACCGCCUGCAGCAGCCACCUACAGGACUUCCAGUAUUUCCAGAGCGUUCAGACGCUGUUUACUUCAUUGUAGCUGUCAGCGGAGGGGCGAAAACAUGGGGUCGCACUUUGGCAAGGACAUUGCUUGACAUGGGUCCGCCUUUUGGGAGUCCGAAGGGUCCGCCAUUGCGGCCGCUUUAUGUUGACUUGCCGUCAAAUGGGAGAUUCUCCGUGAACGUAUUGACAUCGUUGUGUCAGCAAACCGACGGAGUUCCGCUGGCAGGGAUUGUAGUUAUCGGCGACGGGCAAUCAGCGCGUGCCAUUGCCCUUUCGGGGAAUGCCAUGAAAGUUCCUGUGCUGUGGGCUAAGGGUGGGACUGCGAACAUCCAUGGAAUUCAACGGGAGGGACAAGCGAUGUUCCAGUCGCUAUUGCAGCCAUCUGCGAGGGAAAUUCUCGAGGCGAUUCGGGCACUGUUUUUGCAGACACAUUGGCACUCGUUUUUCGUGCUAUCGGAUGUAGGAUCUACGAUUGUGCUGGCCAGCAAUGAAGGCAGACCUUUGAAGGAGUCACCUUUAGUUCCAACCAUCCUGCCACUUCCGGCUAGCAACGGGGAUGUAUUUAGGCAACUUGCGCAAAUUUCUCGUUCUACUCGUGGAAUUGUUUUAUUGCUUUGUGGACUGGACUCCGCACGGAGGAUAAUGUCUGAAGCGAAAAGCCUAAACAUGGACGGCGGGCAUUUUAUUUGGCUCUGGGCGGACACAAGCAGUACAACAGAAUUUUUUGACCUCCAUCAAACUCCCAUAGCAUUUGAUGAGAGUGUGGUAGAAUAUCCUGAGGCUGUGAAGCAAAUGGCAUCAUCAAACGGGGAUGAUAGCACGGAUAGUGGCGGUGAGGAUAGAGAAAACUUUCAAAAACAUCUUGAGGACUUCGUUGAUAGAAAAAUUGAAUUUGAGGAUCUGGAUUUGAGUAGGAAGAAAAGCGAUACAUGGAAUUCUGAUAAGGGUAGAAGUAAACCCCAGAAACACGAACGAGAACGACAGCGCGAGCAGCAACGGCAUCAGCACCAGCAGCAGCAACCAGUGCAGACUUUUCUAAGGGAGCCAAUGGGAGCUGGGAGAUACAUAUUCGGCUUGAAUACAAAUAGCGAUGAAAAUAAUGAAGUCAAGUCUCCGAAAAUCAAAAGGAGCCAAUACACGAUUUUGAAUGGGGAGGCCAAUAAUGUCCUGAGAGACAUACAUGAGCAGAGUAAAUCAGUUGACACUGCAGAAAAUUUGAAAAAGGACCCUGCCGAUUACGCUGAACGGCCAAACGAUAGUAAUACAGAUUGGAUAUCAGAUGCAACCGAUUCUAGUGGCAGUCAGGAACCAAGUGUUGAUGAUAAUGAUUACAUAAGUCCUAGUCCUUUCGAUAAUUCAAAGGAAGUUGAAGGUGAAACCAAGAUGAAACCCAAACGAACAUCAAAUCAUUAUGGGAAGAAUAUCACAAGAUCCUCACACGUUUUAUUUCAUCAUUAUAAGGACUUCCCGGUAGGUCUUUUGGCAUUGAGGCCGGUGCGGAUGCCAGUCGACCGAAAUUUCAUUCGUUCAACGAUUCGCCUUUUCGCAUCCACUUGGGCGAAGGUAGACCAGGAGACAUUCCUUGGUGACGCGAAUGUUCACCAAAGUCGUUAUCGUUCGCGAGAUUAUAGUCGUUAUCUCAAAGGAGGCGAUCAACAGGAUCAAUUUCGCUCGCUGCAGCGGUACCGUCGUAGGAAAAGCAGUUUCAUGCGGAGCAGGCGCAAACGGCGCUAUACUCGUAGCAGUAGAAAUAAUGCUGAAAUAGUUAACACUGAACUAAAACUUAUUAACUCUAGCCUAAUUAGGAAUUUUAACAAUACCAAAAAUAACUAUAGCGGCGCUCUCUCGGAGGACGUCACAAGAAAAAGUAGUGAUUUUAACGAUAAUUUAACAACAAAUAAUAGAAGUAACGAUACUAGUUCUUAUAAUCAAAAUUUAAGUGGCUUAACUCAUGCUCAAACAGCGGUAGUGAGUAAUCAUAGAAAUGAAAAUGGAAGCAAUACUACAACUAGUCCUAGAUUUUUAGUAGAUUCAUAUUCAAAUAGUACCAAAUCAAUUUCCACAUCGACAUCCAAAUCGACGAAAUCGAAAAGAUUUAACACGUGGUGGUCGGCGAAGGAGACGCGCCAACAACAACCGACCGCGACAACAUCUGCAGCGAGAGAGAACUUGGAGAGAUAUCGAAAGGGAUCACCACAUUAUAAGGGUGGCUGCUACGGGACGGCAUCAACGCUGGAUAUAAGAAAGGCCGAAACUUUUUCCAAGGCGCUAAAGGAGGCCACUACAUCUGCACUCUCCGGUCGGAAACUUUUCGACGGGAGCCUGGAAAAGCCGCUAACAACGAACUUCGAGUUGCUGAACUUGGUUCCUGACGACAGCGUGAAGAAGGGGAAGCUGUACGGGAGCGAUGUGUCGACACAUGGUCGUUCCCACAAGGCGCGGUUAUCGGAGGCUGGCGCAACCAAAUGGCGACACGUAGGAUCUAUAUCCGGAACUAAUGUGCAAUUAGACACUAUUGUUUGGCCGGGAGGCGAUAUCGUUGUAUCCGGUCUUUCGGUGCAGUCAAAAACUAUUUUUCGGAUAGUUACGUCUUUAGCGCCGCCAUUUGUGAUGCAAUCAGAAUUGGAUGAGGACGGAUUAUGUCUUAGAGGUCUACCUUGUCAUAGGCUUUCACCAAGUGCCCCGCAUAAUUUGACGUUAAUGUUUAACGCUAUAGAGACACGUGAUCGUUUUGAGGAGGACGCCAUGGAACAUGGAAUGAAAAGCCCGCCGCAAGAGGAAACUAGUUCUUAUGAUCAUUCGAUGUACAUGACAAAAUGUUGUUACGGUCUAACCAUGGACCUUUUAGAGAAUAUUGCGAUGGAAUUGAAUUUCGAAUUCCAUCUUUACGUCGUUCACGAUGAACUCUUUGGGACGCGAUACAACAGCCACUCUGCCUUUUUUCGAUCAGGAGAUUUGCAUUUCCAGCGGAAGGGCCAGGCUCACUGGAGCGAAAAGCACGAACAACACUUCUAUAAGGAACAAUCGGCAAACCGGCAGCAGGCCCCUUUAGGGGGAUCUAAUUACUAUAGCGCCAGCUUCGAACGAAAGUCAAAUUUGAAUACGAAUUUGAACUUGAACGAGGAGGACAGCAAGGAAGAAGUGGGUGAAUAUCCUGUGGAGUACGAAGCCAUUAGACAGUCGUAUACGGCACCGUCUAAGAACCCGAAUACGAAAAAACAUGCAAUGGGCGAGGGAGUGCGGCGCAGAUUGAACCAGGAGAGACGAAAUGUGGAAUGGAACGGGAUUAUUGGAGAUUUGCUAUCUGGAUCCGCAGAUAUGUCCUUUGCGCCACUGAGCGUGACUAGAGCACGUGCCGAAGCCAUAGAUUUCAGUGUGCCGUACUUCCACAGUGGAGUUUCGUUGCUGGCGGCCCCUACCACCAAGUCCGAGAUUCCUCUCCUCGCAUUUCUCUUGCCAUUUUCGCCGGAGUUGUGGAUUGCCAUAUUCACGUCGCUCAACGUAACAGCUAUAGCCGUAGCCAUUUACGAGUGGCUUAGCCCGUUCGGAUUGAAUCCUUGGGGACGUCAGAGAAGCAAAAAUUUCAGCAUGUCAUCAGCACUUUGGGUUAUGUGGGGAUUACUCUGUGGUCACCUGGUUGCCUUCAAAGCCCCGAAAUCAUGGCCAAAUAAAUUUUUGAUCAAUGUGUGGGGCGGAUUCAGCGUGAUUUUCAUAGCUUCGUAUACUGCCAAUAUAGCGGCUCUCAUAGCUGGGCUCUUCUUUCACAAUGCGAGCAAUAGAUACGAUGUUUCGCUGUUGACGCAACGUGUUGGAGCCCCUAGUGCCUCUGCGGCGGAAUCAUACGUACAGAAGAAUGAUCAUCACCUAUGGGAGCAUAUGAAGAAAUAUACAUUGAGGAAUAUCGAAGACGGUAUACGAGGCCUUAAAAAUGGGUCGCUGGAUCUUAUCAUGGGCGAUACUCCAAUAUUGGAUUAUUACCGUGCAACAGACCACGGGUGUAACCUACAACGAAUAGGCGACAAUUUUGUUGAAGACACUUAUGCAAUUGGUAUGACCAAAGGAUUUCCAUUGAAGGAUUCAAUAUCUGCCUUGAUAGCGAAGUACUCCAGUAAUGGUUAUUUAGAUAUUUUAACUGAAAAAUGGUAUGGAGGAUUACCGUGCUUUAAGUUGGACAACGAUAUUGUACAGCCACGGCCUUUAGGUGUUGCUGCAGUGGCUGGAGUAUUCUUACUCCUUGGCCUUGGAAUUGUUUUAGGACUUUUGAUACUUAUUUUCGAACAUUUGUUCUAUAAAUACACGCUUCCAAUUUUGAGGCAUAAACCUAAGGGAACCGUCUGGAAAAGUCGGAAUAUCAUGUUUUUUAGUCAGAAACUAUAUCGAUUCAUCAACUGCGUGGAGCUGGUGUCACCGCAUCAUGCAGCUCGAGAGUUGGUUCACACCUUGCGGCAAGGACAAAUCGCCAGUUUGUUCCAGAAAAGCAUCAAAAGGAAGGAAGAUGAACAGCGUCGGAGAAGGAAGAGCAAAGCACAGUUUUUCGAGAUGAUUCAAGAGAUCAGACGUGUUCAGCAACAAGAGAGAGCAAACCCUAAAUUGGAAGUCGUUACGGAAGUCGAGCCAGCCUCAGGAUCGGAGACACACCUGAAACCCAAGUCAAGCCCUAAACCAAGACUUUUUUCGAAUAGGAAAGACUCACGAUCUCGUUCCAAUUCAUCGACUUUGAACGUGCGACGUUACAGUACAGAUAGCAUCCUAAGUGAACGCAUGGAUACAAUCGGACGUCGACUAAGCAGGGAUUUAACAAAUUCUCCGCCAGAUUUUGGUCGACGUUUUGAGACUUUUGGUAAAAACAACAAGUUCGACACAAUAUCGGGGGUAAAAAACUUGUCCACUGAGAAAAUCGAAGAAACUAAAUUUGAUACGUACAGUGGGAAAGAAAGCGAUAAACCUCCUCUACCGGUGAAAAAGUUUCAUAGUCGUAGAACGCCCUUGAACGCGGAUACGUUUUCGAGCCGAGAUGCCGGAAAAAGUCGGGAAGAUUUAAAAAUAAGUCCGCUGCCUGCAUUGAAGGAAAGUUUAGUUCAUCCAAUUUGCCAGGAGGAUUCGUCGAAAGCUGACCUGCGGGAUCAGCUCCAUGAAGAACUUCGGUCGAAACACAGUGAUAGUAGGAAACUAGUUAAAACUGCCUCGAGUCAAACCAAUGCAGAGAGCAGCAAGAGCCCAUCCCGCAGCGAUAGUCGCCACCGUCGUCACAAGAGCUCAGAUGGUUUGGAGCAGCGUCCACGAAUGCCAUCACCUCGUCAUUCGAAUAAUGACGCUUCAUCGAUUCAGCCUCCUGCUUUGCCGCCCAAGGUAAGUGUACGGUCAAACCUUACUCAGCUCUCGUUGGAUCGUCUGAGUCGCGAGGAUUUACUAAAACUCAGCGAAAGCUCUCAAUCGGAAAUCCACGAAUAUUUGAAUAAGACAAAAGGUGGAAGCCCUAAUGAACCGCCUUGAAAAGGACGUUGCACGAAUUUGUAAGAUCAGGUUAGGAGAAGUUUCCAGAACCUUCGCAUUUGAAUUUGGUAGCUUCUCUGGUUUGGCAGCCAGAAAAGUAUUGCACUUGGUACAUGCACAUUCACACGGUGUAUAAAUUUCUGUGGUAUUUUGGCAUACAAUAAACAAAUACUGCGGUUGUUCGAGCAGCAACAGUGGAAAAACAUAGUUAAUAUUGUACCAGGAGAUAAUAGAACAUUUUAUGAUAACAAGGCCGUAACAGAGGAUUUGAUUCUAUUAAAAAUGUAGUUCUCAUGAGUUUCUAGGUACAUCUUAGAGUUGUUACCCAAGCUGUUUUCUUUGUUUCAUAAUUUUAUAUAAUUCAACGUUUUGUCUAAAAAGCCGAAUGAUCGGCCUCACUUAAUUAACCAAGGUGAAUUGACGAUCGACUAUGUGUUUUAGAGGAGCUGUCAGCUAUCAAAGACUAUCUAGUUUUGCAUUGAUUGACUACAUAAGUAGGUUCUGAAAAUGUAAUCGCGAUUAAGUUACAAAAUUUUCAUAUCCAUCAUGAGCGCUCAACGCUCAAUGCACAAAGUAGCAAUUGUCAUCGAUGAAAUUAUCAACAGUUAGCAAGUAGCGGAGGAGCAAUCAAUGCGCUGAGUGGUGAAUUCUAGUUCAACAAAGAAUCUAUUAGAGUUUAACAUUAUGACCUGAAUGGGAAGCUGUUUUCUUGAGGUAACACGAAAAUCUAAUAAAAUCAACGACCACUUUGUAGACAAUUGGAGUAGAUAUUACAAACGUAAAAUUGUUAUCAAGUAAAAUAUUUAAUAUGCAAUAUUAGUCGUCUGGAGUCCAGCAAUGUAUCAAACAAAUUUAGUAUUGGAAACAAAAAAUAGGCGCAAUUUUGAUUUGAUUUGAUUAGCGCGAAACCAAUCCUCCUUCACAGUAAAGUUUUGAAAAGGUUUUCAGGUGAUGGUUGUUUGCUUUAUUCCACGAGUUUUCUUUUUAGAAAUUAUCACAGUUUUCUUUCGACGAUUUCAUAUCCAUAUUCAAUGAGAAUUUAAUUUGCAAUUAAUUUACUAUGCAGAUCAUUAUUAUUCGAUUUUCAGUUAUUGCUGAAUUUUCUCCGUUAAGUGUGAAGAAGUUUGGAAAAGAAAGAGAAUAUUGAAUAUUACCGAAUAUACAUAUUAUUGAAUAUUAUUCCCAGUGUGCUGGUUUUUCGAUGCGAGUAAAAUGUAGACCGCUUCUUCAAAAAGGACAAAUUAUACAAAGGAUUUCGAAAUGGAUUAAAACGAAACCAUAAUGGAAAUAACCUCAGCGUGUGAUCAGUUGUGAGAAAUUACCUUCGCUUAAAGCAUAUAAUUUAAUUCUCAUCACUUUGGCGCAGUUGUCCGCUUCCUUUACAAGCCUUAUUUCUGCGGAACAUAUUACAUUAGGCAUAAGUAACUAAGAAGGAUGACCGCAAAUAUAGUGCCAAGCACUCGGGCCACAGUAAAUCUAUCCGGUGCCGCCGAAGAGUUUUAUGAAUUUAAGAACGUUUUUCGAAGGUGAAGAUUGUUUAAAUUCUCUUACAAGGGAUCUUCUUUUUAAGCCUGAAGAAGCUGUGCAGUUGGAUGUGAAAGGCAAAGUCGCAUUCUUCUGUUGCCUGCACUGGCGAAGCAGUUUAUCCUUACUCGAAUUUUCAUCUGUCACUUUUUUAAGAAUAAACAAUAAUAGCUCCACUAUAGCGAACUCCGGAAUAUGUAUAUUCACAAAGAUAUUAUCACAGUCGGUUUCGUGGUAACCACACCACUUUGAUCUUUGGCCGUCUGGUGACUACUCUCGUUCACAGUUAUUAUAUCUACGCUCUCUCCGAAUGUUUACCCAGCACGAUUAGUACUUAGUUUAUGCUUGUCCUUUUCCUCCAACUAUAAAUCAAGAAGCGGUAAACAGAGGAUAUUUUUAAAUACCGCGGAUGGCGUAAUUCUCAUUGGUCCAGUGGUGCGAAACCAACCGGAAAUUAGGAUUUUUGGUAACAGAUUUCCAAAGUUUCACUUCAGUCAUUAGAUGAUGUUUAUAUGCAUUAUUUUUGGUAUGGAUCUCAUAUUAUUCAUACUCUUGUCUCACUUGUCGCGAUGAAGAGAGCAAUCAGUGCUUCCACGUUACUUUAAGGUUCUGAAAUUCUUCUACCUGAGACUCUAAUUGGUUCCGAGAAAAUGUGUCCUUCGUGGAAAAUCUUCUAAAUAGAACGGUAACAAAUACAUGUAUAAAAUAAAAAGAAAACGAAACAAGAUUAUUUGUUGAUUUUUCAUCUCCAGGACUUCUGUUAACUGCGGUCCAUUUCCCACUUAUAUGCAGGGGUACUGACGGCUUGGUUCUGAAUGGCUUCAGUAUUCACUCUCACCUGAUUGUCAGAGGGGAUUCCAGGCAUUGUUGUAAUUUGAGCUUGGCGCUGUGCCAAGGAGAUAGUGAUCAGAGUCUAUAUUGAUCCUCAUAUAUCUUCUGGGAUUCAUCAAAAUUGAAAGAUGGCGGCGUUCACUCAGCACGUGGUCAAUUUGGUUGGAAAUGGCUCCGCCCCGAGAGAUUCACGUUUAUUUGUGGAAAGCGGUUCCACGCAAACCAGUUACUUCCAACAACAUCUCGUGCUAUACUGCUAAUCGAUCGAUCCCUAGCUCGUUAUCAUUAGAAUUGUUAUGUAAGCUAUUGGGACCAACUUAUCGUUUGAAUACUGGUUCCCUCUUUACUUGGCUGUUAAAAUCUGAAAGUAUGGUUUUGAUAUUAGUCUUUUAGGGUUCGUUCUAGUGCCUUGUAGAAGGUACUUUCCUCCGACUCUGCAGUCUCUUUUCUUUGGGCGUUAAUGACGCUUAUAUUUCGAAAUUUGCCUCGCAGCUAGCUUUUGGAUUAUAUGUUCAAAGCCGAUAAAAAAAAUUUCAUGUUUUGGUUCACUAAUAAACCUACUCUGAGUGGAUGGUCACUAUAAUAUAUGGUAGUGGCUGCUUUCCAGAAAACCGCUCUGUGUCAAGCGAAUCCUUCUAGCACUGUGACAUACCUUGUAACGCGGUUGUAUCAGCAUUAUGUUAGGUUUAUUAGUUUGAGCGGACGUUCCUUGAGAAAAUCUGCAAAUCAUUCUUCCAUUUUGGUUGCGGGUACGUCGUUGUAGAAUCCGUCAAGUCCGAGGCUCGUUUCAUGGCUCCGUAACUUCGGUUCUCCGUGUAGGGUUGUCAGCCCUACCUAACCGCCAACUGGAGGACCAGGUUUGUCCCGUAUUUAGGCGCGAGAGACUCACUUUCAUCCUUUUCCGUUUGUAGUUUUCAUUAAGAAAGGACUAGCUAUCACCACGUUUUAUCUAUGUCGAGUACCAAUCUACGUUUCGCCCUGCUACUGUUUGACCGCCUGAAUAUAAAUAUAUGCCAGCAAAAAUGAAAUCACUACCGGAAGCAAAGAAAUCGUCCCAUUGUUUCAAUUCGGUUUAGUGGUUAACAAUACGUGGACAUUUAUUUCGUUCUUAUAGUUUUCUUUGGAAAUAAAGAGUCACAUCAGUUUAAGGUCCUAUUCGCUGGAAUCGAAUUUCAAGGAUCAACUCCGUGGUCUUGCCUCAUUCGACGUUUCAGUAAGUAUAUACAUUAGUACAGAUGGGUGAUGUACCAUAUUCUCCCGAAAUAGAGUGUCAAUACUCCUAUUCGGAUAGGUCCUGUUUAUUUCGGUAAGAAGUACACCAAUUGUGCAGCGCGUAUUGUGUAACAAAUGGCUCUGAAGCUUAUUUGGAUAUCGACUAUCAUCAUAGCGACAGUCUACUUUGAGGCGAUUAUCAGUUAACCAGUUAUUGUUAUUAUUAGUGUUUUUGUAUAGCUGGUGUUAGGGAUAACUUUCAAUUUUUCCUUUGUCAAGUCUAACUCAACUAUUGGAAGUCAUGAUUAAAUAGCCCAAGCUCCAGUAUUUGCAUCCAGUUUUCUGCAAAAUUGAUUAUUGGUGCUUCUCCUAAAGGCCAAGCAACCGUAAAACCAACUUACUAAAACUUCAUUCAUGCUUGGUCAAUGAACGGUUCCGAACUAUUAUACAUAUGUGGAUCGUCUUCUCUUAUAUACGCGACCAGCUUGGGAGCUAAAUUUGUAAUUCCGUCUAACACAUAGGAUUAUUGUCCCAAAUCAUCCGUACAUACUUCUCAGUUCUUCCUCAUUGUGGACUAAGUGAAGUUCCUUUUGCACCGGUAUUGGAGCUCUAUCCUCUUGUUUGGAAAAUAUGAUUGCGAUUAUUUUUAACAAAAGUCAGGAUUUUAAGAUCCUCACUUUUGUUAAAAAUAACAGAACAGAUUUUUAGCAAGUAAUUAACCAUAAACUCUGAAACAGCGAAGUAGGCGACGAAAGAGUAAAUCUGACCUUUAUGUUUUUGAGAAAUUCUUAUACUGUAGCAUCUUCUGCAAGAAAGGCAAGAAAAUUAGGUUCGAUUAAUUUUUGUAUGGUAUAUCGCCGUUAUAAAAUCCAUUAUUUUUCGAAUUUUCCUUUGUACAUGUUUCUAACUUACAACCUUAUAGAGCAACCAUUACAGAACCGAAUUAUGCUUGUAAGCAUGGAGAAGUCAGCAAUCCUUGAAAAGCAUCGAACUGAAAGGAAUAAUUUCUUUAUUUACUUUCUCCGAGUCAGUUCACACGCCGCCCUUUAUUUUCAAAGUGAAAUUUAUAAACCCACAUGGAGUUGCUCCGCGUAUUAUCAUGCUGAUGGCUACAUUAGUGGGGUGGAAAAGGCCAGACUCCAGAAUAAUUCUGAGAGCACGUUAAAGAUAAACUGGUAAACGUGAGGUAAUUUCUGUACCGGUGAGAUGGGGUGAAUCAUUGGAAAGCUUCUAUUCUUAUCUGCAGAUGACUUAAGUAGCUCUCUACCUGAAAAAUGUAUUGAUUUUAAUGAUGAGCAUGCGUUCAGCACAUAACCGUCAGUUGAAGUUUAUCUCUGGAAGAACUGGUGGAGGCGGGAAGGAAGUCGGUUUUUGAAAAGUAUCUGUUGAAAAUGGUAAAGGUGCUUCAGCAUCUGUGACUUGUGCGUGUUCGUGCUUUCUAAGGUGGGAGUAAGAUGUUGAAUGGAUAGACUUUAUAUUUCUCUAGAUAAUUUACAAAGUACAUAAAUACCUAGUUAGACGGACACUCAUGAUGUUGGUUUCAAUGGAUAAAUCCUUGCAUCGUUUUGCCAAUAAUAUAAAAUAUCUUCAUUCGCUUUUCCACGAUUCUUAUGAAAUUGCCCAAUAGCCGUGAUAUUCGAUCUAUAAUUUUUCACAAUAAUAAAAUUUUAAUUUCCUAAUGGCGUCCGUUGCUCGCUCAAUUAAAAAGGAACAGCUAAGAAAAUGGGAUAUGAUACAUGAUUGAAACUGAUACCGAGAAAUUCCUUGAUGGGAGUCAGAUAAAAGUCAGUAAUUUUAAUGCACUUUACUAAUUACUAUAGGAAUUUAAGAGUUUCUGUCGCACUCCAAUGAAACUUCAAUGGCCAAUAUACAUAGAUACUAUGCUUAUGCUCGUGAAAUGCAAACAUUCCUAUGUAUAUAUAUACACACCAUCCAGUUUAGUUUGCUGAUACAAUCUCAAUAACUUGGAAAAUAUUCAAUGAAUUUAGAAUCGUUCGAGCCAAUAAAAUCUUACCUCAUACUACCCUAGAUUAUGCUAAAUUGGGUUGUGCGAACGUCUACGUUGAGCAAUUUGCUUAAUAGCAUCCCCUAUCAUUCGCCCAUUAGAAAGAAAUCAACAGAAGACUGAAAACGAUGUCAGACUUUUGACAUGCUUAUUCAGGUAGUGACAAGUGCGAGGAGACGGUACUAAUUGAUUUAACAAUUAGGAUCAAUGUUUCAUAAAUUUGUAUUUUGAUUCGUAAAUGUUUCAACGAAAUCAUUUGAGGACAGCGGUGAGGAAAUGUAAGUAGAUAAGAAGCGAAAGAUGAAGGGAAGAUCAUGGGAGGCAUGGGAGGCAACCUCUUUAAACGAUGAAAAAUAUCGAAAUAUUCGAGACUAUUAAGUUCAAAAGUCACCACUUCAACUUAAGGAUGAUUGCUUAUGAUUUUAUCAUCCCUCAUAAUUUAAGUUCGGUUCAAAUGUUGGGUAUAAGGCAGAUUGCUACACAGGUGGUUUCUUAAGGGCUGAUUUGUUUGGAAGGGUGGUAGAAUAAUUAGCCGUCAUUGAAGCUGAAUAUCGGGUGCAACCUUCGAAUUCUUUCGGUCAAUUGUAAUGAAACUUACCGCACCUAGUGGUACAGCCGCGUCCAUGUCCUCAUUCCCAAGGUGCUUCAUCUUCCUUCGCAGUACACUCUUCUGCCGUCGGUUUGGAGCCCUUCCAGGUUCACGGUGCCCGGUCCGUCCACUUCACCAGCUUCAAUUUCUUCCGCUCUUCCCGGUAAGGGUGAAGGAGAAGGUUCUGACAGGCAGGAUUCAGCCGGUAUUCCCCCCCUCCUUAAAUGCCGAAGUUCUUUUCUGCUGAGCUUUCCUCUUCCGUUUGGAGGUAGAUUUGGGCUAUAGUACUGCGGACGGGCCGGCC